Molecule: messenger RNA, 663 nt
Organism: Aspergillus fijiensis CBS 313.89
Lineage: Eukaryota; Fungi; Ascomycota; Eurotiomycetes; Eurotiales; Aspergillaceae
Exons: 1
Coding region: 147-530 (127 amino acids)
Source: RefSeq, a predicted model, not a curated record
GGAACCUAAUGGUUCCUGGUUUCCUUUUUUAAGGUACUGUACAGUUAGUGAAGUUACCGUACGGUGCUAAGUGAAGGCUCAUUACCAAGCGGGGAAGCCUUAGGCAACCCACGUCUUGAGUGACUGGUGACUGUGGUUAAGUUAUUAUGGCUUGCGCAUCCUCUUGCGACUUCCCCCCUCUCUCUCCCCUCCUCCCCCCCCACCGCCGCCUCCCUCCCUCUCCUUUCUCACAAUCAAAAGCAUAUUUCUUGAUAACUCCCUUUUCUUGUCCUUCCCUUUCCUCCCCCUACCAUCAACUCAUCACACCGGUUGUGUUCGCCUGGUGGUGGUGGUUCUGUUUUGUCCCUUUUCUUGUAACUACUUGUACUGUACAUGCUCACGUUACAUCUUCCCCCCCCCUCACGUUACAUAUAUCCUACUACUCCAUAACUACAACCGGUUCAGGCUUCCUCUCGCUCAGUCUUACCUCAUCCCCGCCAACGUGGGAUAACUCACCCGGUUUUCUUUGGUUUCUUGUGGAUUUUUCUUAGUCCUUACUUGCCUCUUCGUGCCUUCGGCAACACAACCCCGAUUGAUCCUGGAUUAAAGAACGGCCUUGCGGCAGGAUCGUCCCUCGUUGCCGUCUCGCUUGUGCACGAGUCACUCGCUCCGCCGUUCAUCCCC